AUGGCGCACAUCUUCCAGGCGAUGGCGCCCGCCAAGGAUGCCGACGGCCAGCAAGGGGCGGCGCCGCCCGCGCACCCCCAUCCCCAUCAUAACCAGCACUCGCCUCGGCCGGAGCGCCGCCGCACCGUCGCCGGCGAAGACGUCUUCAAGGAGCCGGCGGGCGGCGGCGAGAAGCCGCAGCAGGCGACGGUGGUGCGCACCGAGAGCCACGUGGCGCGCUUCAUCACGGCGCGCGCGCUCUUCGAGAAGCUGGGCGACGCCCCGGGGGCGGGGGCGGCGCCGGUGCAGCCGCCGGCCGCCGCCGCCAACGGCCUCCACGACGAGGGCGCGCCGUCGCCCCCGCACCCGUUCGGUUCCACGCAGGCCGCGGCAGCGCCGGCGCAGAAGUCGAAGCCGGACAAACCGGAGCGCAAGUUCAACAGCCGCGAGCUGAUCGAGAAGCAGCGCAACUGGACGUCGCACUUCUCGAGGGCGUCCGCCACAUCGCGCACCGGCCGCGCCGCUGCCCCCGCCCCCGCACACAGCCCCACGCCCACCCCGGGCGGCGGCACGCGCUCCGUCACCCCCACGUCACCGCCGCCGCGCUCGCCUGCGGGCACGCCUGUCGAGAAGCAGGAGCGCGAGGCCCAGGAGAAGGACACCGCCACCGCCGCCGCCUCAGAGCCACCGCCACGGUGUGCGUCUGCCGCCUCCACAGCCAGUUCCAGAGGCUCGAGGAAUGGAGAUCCAAGCAAGCACAGAACAACUUCCAUAUCGUCGCAGGAAGAACUUUGUUGGGAGCCAGAUUCCCCCUCGGUUUCACCAGGGCGUGGUGGUGACAGCACAAGCGAUUUGUCAGGUGAUGGCCGCAAAUCUGUUAGAGGUGAUACAAAGACUGGAGUUCUGCAGGAAGACAAAAAGGCUAAAGAACUUUCAAAUGAUAAAGAACAUUCAGAAAAGCCCAAAACAGUGGUGUCAUCGGUGCAGCUGACAUUGCAAGAUCCUAUUACUAAUUCAGUGCUGCGAGAACUGGAGUCGCAGAGCGAUGGAGGGGAAUGGCACCCCCCAGGAGGGGCACUGUACACGGAGGUUCCGAGCCCUCCGGCUGUCAUCUCCACCUGUGGCAUCACGGACCACCCAAAACCACCUGGAGUCAGCCCCUCUCAUGAGCCCUCAUCACUUCCCGACGGGAUCGACGUCACGAGUGUUACUAAGCAAGUCAGCACAGAAAACUCUACAGCAGUACCAGCUUUUGUCGAGAGCACCCAGCUGUUUGUUGAGGCUCACGAGGAAAAGUUGAUUCCUGAAGUCAGCAAGUUAACAAACAGUGUGGUGGCUUCGGGAGGUCCUGAGCUGGUGGAGCCCAGGUCUGGUACUGGUGCUGUGGAUGCCAGCCAUUUAGAGCUCCUGGGUGCACCCGAACUGAGGACAGCCAGUGCUCUGAAAUUAGAUGCUGCUGAGAAGAAUGAGCCAUCAGAGAAGGCUCUACUGUCCCCAGCAGUGCCAGCCCCAGUUGCAGUUGCAGAUACUGCUCCUAGUGAGGAGGAAGCAGACAAGGAACUGAAUGAAACCACACCUGACUCCUAUUCUGUAGAUGGGAAUCUCGUGUCCACAAGGCACAUCAGCUCGACAGACCAGCAGUUGCCACAAUGUCUUGCUGCUAGUGAACCAUCUGGACCACAGACUGGAGAAGUAGCUGAAGAGUUAACUCCUGCCCCACAGCAGCUGUCAGUAUUAUCUGAAGGUGAUGUAAUUGUGCCCUCGGAGGAUGUUAGUGAGCGUGUUCCUAGCCCAGUGACAAUGUGUGCAAACAGUGAAAGUGCACAUCAAGUAGUUCAGUCAUCGAAUGCCGUGGACGCUAAUGUGAUUAGUGAAACGUCAGAAGGAAAGUUGGAAAGCAGUAUUUUGGACCUUCAAGAUGUUGAAUUUGCUGACGCAGAUGCCGAGGAUGGAGAUGAUGAAGCUGAACGUGAAGAGGACAAAAAAAGGCAAAAAGACGUUUGUGCUACAAGCUCGGAUCAACAGCAGCAUCCUCAGGUUAGUGAUUCUGCCAAAAGCCACAAGCAGAUGCCCGAGGAGAAGGAUAAUGACAAGAAGGAAUCAGGGAUGCCAGAUGCAAUGACACCUGAUGAAGCAGAACAUCUUCUCAGUACUAAAAUUCUGGAAAAGAAAAUUCGACAAGAAGGUUUGCUGUCAGAUGAGGAGGCCCAGGAAGUGGUGCGAUUACUUUCUCCGACGGAUGACAAAGACCGUGAAGACCCAGAGUGGCUGGCAGAUGUGCUGUCAGUCACAAGUGACUCCACGGCCCAGGAAUCAACACUUGAUUACAGUUCUUGCCUCGGAGGUCAGCACAGGUCUCGCAGUGAUACCAGUGUAACGAUGGAAGACUCAAUGACGUCGAGUCACAUUGGGUCCCAAUCAGGCUCUGAGUCUGGUUUGUUGGGCUCUGUAAGCAGUCUGAACGAUGUUGAUGUAGUUGAAGCAAAUGACUUGGAUUACAAGCCAGCACCUGGGAAAGUGAUUCUUAUUGAGAAUGGUGUUCACUACUUUGAAGAUGGGCACUUCUGGAUGGAAGUUCCGGGACUUCCAGAAUCAGAUGAAGAUGAGGACAUGGAAUAUCGAAUACCAAUUAAGAGAAAGAGUACAAAAGUUACCUUCAGCACUGAGCCUAUAAGGGUGUACAGCACAUUUUCAGUGACAGAUUAUGAUCGCCGUAAUGAGGAUGUCGAUCCAGUGGCAGCAUCUGCAGAGUACGAGUUAGAGAAGAGAGUGGAAAAAAUGGAUGUAUUUCCUGUGGAAUUGACCAAAGGACCUGAAGGACUUGGUCUCAGCAUCAUAGGGAUGGGCGUGGGAGCAGACGCCGGUCUGGAGAAACUUGGCAUAUUUGUCAAGACAAUUACAGAGAAUGGUGCUGCAGCUAGAGAUGGCCGCAUACAGGUGAAUGAUCAGAUAAUUGAAGUGGAUGGAAAGUCUCUGGUUGGCGUUACACAAGCUUACGCUGCUUCUGUGUUGAGGAACACUAGUGGCCUUGUCAAAUUCCAGAUUGGCCGAGAGAAAGACCCGCAGAACAGUGAGGUGGCACAGCUCAUAAAACAGUCAUUACAGGCUGACCGUGAAAGGGAGGAGGCACGCCGUCAGAUGGAGCUGCAGCACCAGCAACAGCAACGGGCGACAUUAGGAGGUGGUGCCACUUCUCCAGAGGACAGCAGCAGUGUCACGCUGCCACUUGUCGGCAGCACUGCUGUCUCCCCCACCCCAUCCUCAUCUCCGGAAGGUCCCGCCUCGCCGCCAACUACUGCGUCGGACACUACUCUGGAGACAGAAACUCCAAAGUCACCGGGUGUUACAACUGCUACCGAUUUGGAAACACUCCGCUCUCUUCUCCACGAGAGUCAGUGUAAGCUAGCUGUAGUAGAUGGUGAUGUUGCAAGAUUCAGAUCAAAACUUGUUGAAAUGGAGCAGAAUGGUGUGGAUAAUGAGGAAUUUUUGGAGCGACUCCGCCACUCCACAGCACGUCUUAGAGAGACAGACAGGAAUCUCCUGGCAGCCAAAAAAGAAAUCGCAAACAUGCAGGAAAUGCUUUCACAGUCACAGGCUCAGUAUGCAGCUUUAGAGAAGAAGUAUGCAAAGGCUAAGAGACUUUUGAGGGAAUUCACCCAGCGUGAAGCAGACAUGAUCCAUCGAGAAGAGUUCUACCUUCAGCUUCUGCAAGAGAAGGACACAGAGUACAAUGCUCUCGUCAAGAGCCUGAAAGAUCGGGUUAUUCAAUUAGAACAAGAAUUAUUGGAGACACAGCGAAAAGCAGGAUUACCAGCAGUCUUACCAUAUGACAGCACAAGUUUGCGGCCUCUAACACCUCAGCUGACACGCAGACAACAGGCACCUCCUGUGAAGCCACUGUUGCAGCAGUUAGAAGCAGAGCUGUCAGAUACCGAGAUAUCUGAUAUCAGCCCUGAGGAUGGGGAUAAGACUGCUACUGUUGAGAGAAAGAUGCCUGUGAAGGAGGAACUGGACCGCGCAGUCCCACCGCACGAGCUGUUGGAUGUAUCAGUGGUGAAAUCCAAAGCAGAGCUGGCAGCACGCGGUGGCCUCGCAGGGCGACAGUUGCCCUCGGGCAAGAAGGCUCUCAGCUCGAGUGGCUCGGAUUAUGGGUUGGAUGAUAGUUGUGACAACUCAGAUGAAGAUGAUCAGACAGGAAGACCUUUGUAUAUAGAGUAUGUGGGUCAGCAACAAGAGCAGCAGCAGCAAAAUGGGAUAGAUAACCAUUUGGCUCAGCAGCAACAACACGUCCAUCAGCAGCAGCAGCUCAUUCAGCAGCAGCAGCAGCAGCAGCAACAACAACAACAACAACAACAACAACAACAACCUCAGCUGAUGGCAACUCGUCCGAGCACCCUUUCCUCUCCGGGGCAAAUGUACGGAACAAAUCAUGUCGUGCCAGCUACAUCACAUGUUCACUCACUGGUCUCUCAGUUCUCCUCUGUGCAACAGCAACAACAGCAACAAACACAACAGCAGCAGCUGGCGCAGUCCCACAUCAGCACCGCCCCCCACAUGUCGAAGUUCCGACCGCACUACCCCGUGACAUCCCCGCAGGGUGGCCAGCCGUACCCGGUGGCACCCUCUGCGAGGCACACGCACCCUCCACCGCUGGGCGGCCCACCCCGCUACACUGCACCCCCAGCUGCCGGACCCGUGAGGGGACUGGUGGGCCCACCACCGUCUCUGGCCGAGCAGCUCAAGAGAGUGCUGGCAGAGCGGGAGAGGCGCAUUUCUGGUGGCGACAGGCAGGCGUCCGGAUCUGGGUCUGGCUCUGGUUCUGGAUCCGGUUCCAGAGAGAGUUCAGGGGAGUUUGGGGAUACAGUACGAGAUGCUUCCUCUGCACAGAAUCUUGCCGAAGAAAUCAGGCAAGCAGUGAAUGAAGCCAAUGCCAGAGUGAAGAAGGUGAUGGGCAGCCAAAGCCAGAGCCUGGCACCAUCACCCGGCGUGCUGUGGCAGCAGCAGCAGCAGCAGCAGCAGCAGCAAGUCUCGCCGCUCCGCGAGGGUGAGCCCCCGUCCCCGUCCUCUCUCUCCUCCUCUGGCAGCGUAUCACCUGCAGUGGAGCCCAGUCCGAGCAAACCUGCAACUUCAGAUGUCGAAGCUUGGACACCGCCUCACCCACAAGAUAUGGGUUCGUCAUUUUCUUCUGAGAAGAAAUCUUCACACUUCUGGCAGAGCGCUCCUGUUACAGAGUGGUCAAAGGAACAAGUCUGCCAGUGGCUGCUGGCUCUCAGCCUGGAGCAGCACAUUCCAAAGUUCCUCGAGAUGCAAGUGGGAGGUGCCACGCUGCUGCAGCUGGAAUCGAGGGACUUCAAGCAGCUUGGCGUGAACGGAGAGGACAAGAACCGCCUGAAGCGGAAACUGAAGGAGCUGCGGGUUCAGGUGGAGAAGGAGCGCAGGCAGCAGGAGAAAGAGCGCAAGGAGAGGGAGCGCCUGCAGCGCAAAGCUGAGAAGAUGGCGGAGAAAGCUAGUCGACGCAAAUAGUCUGUGCGUGCAGAUCGGCAGUUGAUUUGCAAGUGGGAAAUAAGUUUGGAACGUUGUACUCGUUAUGAAGUGUGUCCUUGCUGGUGCAUACUCGUGACAAAAUAAUUUAUUUAUAUGACAUGUAUUGUUACCAACUGAUUUGGACAAGUGGUACCCUGGGUAUUUGUUUAUACCUGUUGGUCCCAAUCAAUAAAGCCCAAGAAUUCUUGUAUGGGCAUUAGCUGUUGAAUAUAGUGAUCAUUUAAAAAAAAAAAAAAAAAGAAAAGAAAUACACCCAUAGCAAUUCUUUAGUCACUCUGCAGCAGGUGUCUGUAGCUCUGAGUGAUUCUGUAAGUAAUCUUCACAUGGGAAAGUUCUGAUGUAAAGAUAGUAUCGGCUUGGACAUGUUGUCCCUUGCAUAUUUACAAGUAAGUGACUUUGCAAGUUCAAGCCGAACUACAGAAAACUGUGAUUUAGUGACGAAUCGGUGAUUUUUAAAAAUAAAAUUACUGAUGCUCAUAUUGCAUUUCAGCUAAGUGUUGUAUGGAUAUUUGUAUGUCAUGUAUUUUAUACGUUUUUUUGUCUUUUUCAGUAUUUUGAUGUGGCAGCUUGAAUCAGAUAUUGGCAUUUUUGUUGUCUCUGUUGUACAUAAGUUUAUUAUUUACAAAACAUGAAAUGUAUCAUAAGAGUAAAAUAGGAUAGUUGUCAGCGGUGUGUGGACAUUGGACGUCUGUGAGGUGCAGAGGACUUACUCUCAGGAAAGUGAAUUGCUGACCUCCAUCAGAAUGUUUGUUUCCUGAUUGUGUGGCAGCAAAAGGAAAAAAUAAAACAACAUAAGAAGAUGAAAAUUAAAGUACUUCUCAUUGUUCCUCUUGAUGAUCCAAAUUUUGAUGGGUCAUUACUCUGUAUUUACAGUUUUAAAGAUACAACCUCUGGAACUGACCAGUAUUUAGCACAAGGAUGUGUUAGUUAUAGUGAAGUACAGUAUACGCAUUGGUGGCAAUAUUUCUUGAUCUCUUAUGUCCAGUAUGAAAUGUGACUUGUAAUUUUUCUUAUUACUGUUUUAUUUUGUCUGCAGAUAUUUGAAUAGAUCAUCUGUGAGAUCCACAUUCUUUUUAUGCUACCUAAUUAAUACUGGACAUAGUAACUGCAAAAUGUGUCACAGAAAGAUUGCAUAAUUUAUAAAUCAGGAAAUUUCUGUGAGAACCUUAUUUAUAAUUAUCUUUCUGGAAACAGUAAUUUCCAGCUAAUAUUUUUUUUGCGGUUUAUGCCUCUGAGAGCUUCAUUUUAUUAUUUUUAAGUUUUCAUUGUUAAUAACAGAGACAUUUACUGUUCAGAAAUCUUUUGCCGAGCAUUACUUAAUCUCGUAAUGGUACUAAGUACUUGGAAACUUACUUCUUUGAGGAUAUUUUAAUUCUGUCUCGGCUGUUACAAGUUACAACACUUAAGGAAGUGUGUCUAUCAGAUAUUGUCACAUUUUUCUGUCUUUUGUACCUUGUUGAAAUGUAAUGUAAUAAGUGCAUAGUGGACUGAAGUUAGUGAGCAUAAGUAUUAUAGAAAUAAGAAAUACUGGCACAGAGAUCCUGUUGCAUGCUUUCCGUAAUAUUUUUGUACAUGUCAUUUUGGAGCAAGCAGAUGCAUUUUGUACUGGUUUAAGAUAAAUUGCUGAAAUAAUCAGUUUUUAGGAAAGUGCCUCGAGAGAUAUUAUUUCACACUGAGAGAGAGGCCAUACACAGUGGCUUGUGACUGCAGUUUGUAUUUUGGUAUUUAUAAUUGUGAGCACAUUUAUUUUAAUCUGCAGUUAUGUAGCAAACUGUGGUUUCUCUGUAUGCAUUUGUCAUUGACAGAUUUUGUACUUGUAGUUUUUGAAGUUUAUUUGCGCUGUAAUUUUUGGUAAUAAUUCUUCAUAAGUGGAAGAUAAUGUCCUGGUGCAAAAAAAUUAUGGCCAAUUUUUAUAGAGAUAAUCUUGUUUAAUCUCAGGUUUGUGGCAAGGGUUAUUUCACUCUUACCUGGAAAUUAUGUCCACAUUCAGCUGCAGUAACUUUCUGUCCUAAUAAACUGCUCCUUGUCAAA
Molecule: messenger RNA, 7554 nt
Organism: Schistocerca nitens (vagrant locust)
Lineage: Eukaryota; Metazoa; Arthropoda; Insecta; Orthoptera; Acrididae
Gene: Spn
Biological process (GO): neuron projection development; calcium-mediated signaling; actin filament organization
Cellular component (GO): dendrite; actin cytoskeleton; postsynaptic density
Molecular function (GO): actin filament binding
Source: RefSeq, a predicted model, not a curated record